Molecule: messenger RNA, 4192 nt
Organism: Priapulus caudatus
Lineage: Eukaryota; Metazoa; Priapulida; Priapulimorpha; Priapulimorphida; Priapulidae
Product: carnitine O-palmitoyltransferase 1, liver isoform-like
Exons: 17
Coding region: 1-2085 (694 amino acids)
Biological process (GO): fatty acid metabolic process; carnitine metabolic process
Cellular component (GO): mitochondrion
Molecular function (GO): carnitine O-palmitoyltransferase activity
Source: RefSeq, a predicted model, not a curated record
AUGGUCAUCAACGUUUUGCUGCGCAUGCUCGACUACGACCCAUCGUGGGGAGGCAUAGAUGCUAUUGACCGCCACAUACCGCUGCGGCAGGACAUGCCGCGCUACACGGCUGAAAAAGGCUCACUGAAACGUGGAACACUCUGCAUCCGUCUUAGUCAUCACGUUUGGCUGCGCAUUAAGGCGCAUGAAUCGGCGUCGUUACGGCUCGACUACGACCAUCGUGGGGCGACAUCGUACAUAGUCAUGUCUAUUGCGACCCCGCCGACAAACACUCCACAGCUCAUAUUCCUGAAUGUCGGUGCGGCCCCCUACUGGAAGGACAGCAGUAUGAAAACACUGUCAAACUGUGCGGAGGAAUUUCGAGAAGGGAAUACGGAAGAAGACUGCAGAGAUAUCUGUAGCGCUGAAAUCGAUGGUGGGCACCAAACUAACGUGUCUGAUUGGUGGGAGGAGUUUGUUUACCUGCGUGGACGUUCGCCGAUCGUGGUGAACUCUAACUUCUACGGGCUGGACGUCAUGGAGAAGCCGACGCACAUACAGGCGGCGCGCGCGGCCAACAGCGUGCGCGCGUUGUUCCAGUUCCGCCGCAUGAUCUCGCAGCAGACCUUGAAGCCAGUCAUCGUGCAGAACGUUGUGCCGCUCUGCUCGGGACAGUUUGAGAGGCUGUUCAACACGACGAGGAUACCGGGGCUCGAGACGGAUCACGUGAUGCACCUUCGCGACAGCACGCACAUAGCCGUCUACCACAGAGGGCGAUUCUUCCGUCUUCCCUGCUACAGGAGAAACAGAUUGCUCAACUCAGCUGAACUGGAAGUGCUGUUCACGCGGAUAAUCGAAGAUACUUCGAAGCCGUGCAAGGGUGAGGAGGAUCUAGCAGCGCUGACAGCCGGAGAGAGUUGGAGCGGAGCUCGACAGAUGUACUUCUACAAGGGAAUGAAUAAAACUGCCCUCGAUGCAAUAGAAAAGGCUGCGUUCUUUGUUACCUUACUCGAUAAGGAACUAGACUACAGUAUGGAAGACAUGUCACAGCUGGACGAGUUUGCGCAGACAGUACUGACGGGCGACGGAUGCAAGAUGUGGUUCGACAAGAGCUUCAACUACGUCGUCUUGAAGAACGCCCGCGUCGGCCUCAACGUCGAACAUUCCUGGGCAGAUUCACCGAUUUUUUCCUUCACGUGGGAGCAUAUAAGCGACCUGGAUUCAGGCGGAUACAAGGAGGAUGGACAUUGCAAGGGAGAGGUAUCCAACGACCUACCUCAAUUGACCAGACUGAAAUGGGAUGUGCCAGACGAGUGCAUCACGAUCAUCGAGCAACAGAAGCAGCUGGCAGCCAGCAUCUGCGCAGAUGUGGACCUGCGGCUGCGCAUCUUCGGACCCCAGCCCAACGAGUACGGCAAAGGCUUCAUCAAGAAGUGCAAAAUUAGUCCUGAUGCCUACAUACAGAUGGCGCUGCAGCUGGCUUAUUACAGAGAUUCUGGCAAGUUUCACCUGACCUACGAGGCGUCCAUGACGCGGCUGUUCAGGGAAGGCAGGACGGAAACGGUGCGACCGGUGUCUUCGGAAUCCUGCGCGUUCGUGAGAGCGAUGGACGACCCCAGCAAGACGAACGAGGAGCGGGUCAAGCUACUGAAGGCUGCCACAGAACGUCACGUCACUACCUACCGCGACGCCAUGACGGGCAAGGGCGUCGACAGACACCUGUUCUGCCUCUACGUCGUCUCACGCUACCUAGAGGUCGACUCUCCGUUCUUACAGGAGGUGCUCGGUGAACCGUGGAGACUUUCAACUAGUCAGACGCCGCAUAAUCAGACGGACCUGUGGAAAAAGCAGGUCGUCGAGCAGAUCUGUCCCGGCGGGGGGUUCGGACCGGUCGCCGACGACGGAUAUGGCGUUUCCUACAUCAUCGCCAGCGAGAACAUGCUCUUCUUCCACGUCUCCAGCAAGAAGUCGUCUCCCACGACCGACUCGACCCGCUUCAGCGACAACAUUGGACGCGCUCUAACGGACCUGCGAACCCUAUUCCAAAACGUGCAAGUUGAUGACAAGCAAUCAGCUGGCACCUCACAGUCAAAGAAGGACAAGUGAAGAAUAGGUGAAACCGUCUCUCGUAUGUAAGGCGGACGGGAGCAAAAUAUUAUGAGCAAUGCAAGAUGAGAAGAAGCAGGGAGAUGUGCAGGAAGAAAGGGAAGAUGAGGAGGAGAGAGGGAGGAUGAGGAUGAGGAGGAUGAGAAGAACGAUGUGGGGAAAUGGGAAGCUGGCAGGGCGGGAUAGACGUGUGUGUGAUUAGCCACAUCAGCGAUGUCACACACUUCUCGUAAGCGCACAUCCGUAAUCAGUCGAGACCAGUAGAUCCCCGGUUGUCUGACGCGGGUGCAAGGUUGUCAAUUGUGCCUGACUGGGCCUUGCUAAGCUGCUUAUAACUGUGUUGUCAUGCGUGGCAUGCCCUGUAACUGUGAUGCAACUGGAGAGGAUGACUUGGUUUAUGUUAUGUUUUAAACUGUUACCGUUAUUUGCAGAGCAGAUCGUAUGGAAGUGAUGGGUGUCGGGAGUGAACACGAGGCAGAUUAAACGGUGGGGAAUGGAUGAAUGAUGUAGCUAGGCAGAUUUAUGACGUGUGAGUGAUCACACUGAAAGAACCGCAGUUUGAUAGGCUUGGCAUGCUUGCUGUCCUCGGAUAGAUAGUUAUACCUAUUAUAAUUUAGCAUAUUUACGAAUGCAGUGAGACAGGUUAAUGUGAGGUGGUCGCUCUAUGCACGGUGUCCUCAGCACAGCAGGUAAAUCUACCAUGCGUCGUAUCCUCAGUAAAUGUUUUGAGUGAAGCAUUUUGACAUUUUACACACGUACGUGGUCGUUGAUUUGUAUACGUACGUGACAGUGUGGUGCAUAGCAACUGCAUCUAUCAAUGUGUAGCAUCAAAAAAUAUAUAUCCUUUGCUAUCCUAAUGGUCAACGUUCUACUUUGUUUCGUGCGUAGUCAAAAGUCUAAACAUUUUAUGAAAAAGGCCGGGUCUAGUGACUUCUCCCAAAACUGCCUAACCAUUUUACACACUGCCAGGCACGAGAUCUCGUAAGGGCUUCUUACCAGAUGUCUACACAACACUGAGGCAGUCUCGUCUUUUUUUGUUCUUCCAAUUGCUUCGCAAUCGAAUAAUCGACAUACAACGAAUGUCUCCACCAUUCGCUCGCAUUCACCUGUUUCGUGGUGUAACUGUCUGGUAUCCCUGCGCCCUGAAGCCGGCUAUAGUAUUUGCAAACUUGCUGCAGAAUGCAAUUGAGUGGUUAACUUAAUUAAUUAAGUUAAUUAAGUUACUUUCUGAAUGUUAAACUGGUUCACACGUUUGUUAGGUUAACGAUGAACGUUAGCUUGGAUUUUCUUCAUUAAUAAUUACUUUACGCACCUUUGAGUGCAGGAUAACGGAAAUACGUGCGUUUUGUGUUCGUACUGUAUACAUACGAAGGCAGGAUGGUCGUUACGUUUUUAAUGUUGUUGUUUUGUGUGAUCCGUCAUUGAAUCUUUAAAGAAAAUUAUUUCUUAUAUUGAAAAACACUAACUUGCAUCAAAGUAAUUGGUAGUAAUUAAGUGGCGCACUCGCAGGUGAAUAGAAACAAGUUUACUGUGAUGUAUUGUUGCAUUUAUUGUGUUGAUUAUAUUAUACAUUUCUUCUCGUUUGUUGUGUUUUACAGUAAAACGGUGAAUCGACGGUUAUAUUCGAACGUGUUCCAACAGAAUUUAAUCAUUCAGUGCACUGGUGUGAAAUGUUACCACUGUCAUAUAACAUGUUAUCGGAUGACGUAGUUAGGCAUAAGUUAUCACAAGUCAUGUACGUAUGUGCUGGCUAUCGUUAGCAUAACAUAUAUCAUAUAUGCCUAGUUGAGGUUACAUUUAACUCGUGAUAAAUGCACAUUUCGAAUAUGAAGACAUAUUUGCUGCCUUAUAUGUCUACAUCUACUCUCGUAGGAUGUUCAGCUAAUAGAAAGCACAGGUUCCUUAUAAAAGUUAGCCAGUACAAAUACCCAUGUUCUAUAUGCAGACCUUCCAAAUACAUAUGCUCUAUAUAACUUAUCUGUUCUUGUCUAAUAUUUUUUUAGUUUGCAGCUUCUGGCAAUUUAAUAGUUGUUGCAACGUGUUGCAUUUAUUAAACUUUGUAAAUGUUCUGCUAGAAAUAAAUUUUAUGCAUUUUUACGUAUCCGCA